Messenger RNA from Hipposideros armiger (great roundleaf bat), 942 nucleotides. RefSeq names its product olfactory receptor 51A7-like. Gene Ontology annotation, molecular function: olfactory receptor activity; G protein-coupled receptor activity. The coding region runs from base 1 to 942 and encodes 313 amino acids. Gene Ontology annotation, cellular component: plasma membrane. The transcript has a single exon. The record is from RefSeq and is a predicted model, not a curated record. Gene Ontology annotation, biological process: G protein-coupled receptor signaling pathway. NCBI's taxonomy places the organism in Eukaryota, Metazoa, Chordata, Mammalia, Chiroptera, Hipposideridae.
AUGCUUCCUCUCAAUACCUCAGAAGUUGACGUCUCCACAUUCCUGUUGAUUGGGGUCCCAGGCCUUGAGCAUGUGCACUUUUGGAUCUCCAUCCCUGUCUGCCUCAUGUAUCUCCUGGCCAUCCUGGGCAACUGCACCAUCUUAUUUGUCAUCGGGACAGAGCCUUCCCUGCAGGAGCCCAUGUACUAUUUCCUUUCCAUGCUGGCCACCUCUGACCUGGGUCUGUCUUUCUCCUCUCUUCCCACUAUGCUGAGGAUCUUCUUGUUCAAUGCCAUGGGGAUUUCUGCUGAUGCCUGCUUUGCCCAGGAAUUUUUUAUCCACGGAUUCACAGACAUGGAGUCCUCGGUGCUCCUCAUCAUGUCCUUUGAUCGCUUUGUAGCCAUUCGCAACCCUCUGAGAUAUAGCUCUAUUCUUACCAGCUCCAGAGUUUUGCAAAUUGGGCUUGCAUUUGCUGUUAAGAGCAUUCUGCUAGUUCUUCCCCUUCCUUUCACUUUAAAGAGACUCAGGUACUGUAAUAAACGGCUGUUAUCACACUCCUACUGCCUCCACCAAGAUGUCAUGAAACUGGCCUGCUCUGACAACAGGGUUAACUUUUACUAUGGUCUAUUUGUCGCACUUUGCGUGAUGUCAGGCAGUGUGUUCAUUGCUGUUUCCUAUGUGUUCAUCCUGAAGACUGUUUUGGGUAUUGCAUCCCAUGGGGAGCGGCUUAAAGCUCUUAACACCUGUGUGUCCCACAUCUGUGCUGUGCUCAUCUUUUACGUGCCCAUCAUUAUCUUGGCUACUAUGCAUCGCUUUGCCAAACAUAAAUCCCCUUUGGCUAUGAUUCUCAUAGCUGAUGCAUUCUUGCUGGUACCACCCUUGAUGAAUCCCAUUGUGUACUGUGUAAAAACUCGGCAGAUUAGAGUGAAGGUCCUGGAAAAACUAGGUCUGAAGUCUAGAUGA